ACGCAUCGCGCCAUGAUGGGCAGGGACAGAACGAAUUAGCUGCAUACUGCAGCAACUAAUAAACGAUGGAUCGUCCCAACCUCGCCGUGGCCGUGGUGGGGCUACUGGCGGUGGUGGCGGCGACGCUGCCGGCGCCGUCAUGGCAGUUCUUCGACCUAUUCCUCCCCGCCGGCCCCAGCCACCGCUCCUCCGGCGGAGGGUUUGGCAAGUGGGUGCUGAUGAACCACGAGGAGUACGUCGAGAAGAAGUCGCUGUACGCCAUGAAGGCCGCCGGCGACAUCGGCGGGAAGACCAUCGACGCGAGCCUCUCGGCGGCGGAGGAGGCCAAGGUGACGUGGGUGGUUGACCCCAAGGGGACGCCGGGCGACACCACCUUCACCACCAUCGCGGCGGCGCUCGAGAAGGUCCCCGAGGGGAACACCAAGCGCGUCAUCCUCGACCUCAAGCCCGGCGCCGAGUUCCGGGAGAAGCUCCUCCUCAACAUCACUAAGCCCUACAUCACCUUCAAGUCCGACCCUGCCAACCCGGCGGUGAUCGCCUGGAACGACAUGGCUGCCACCAGGGGCAAGGACGGCAAGCCCGUCGGCACCGUCGGGAGCACCACCGUCGCCGUCGAGUCCGACUACUUCAUGGCCUACGGCGUCGUCUUCAAGAACGACGCGCCGCUGGCCAAGCCGGGUGCCGAGGGUGGCCAGGCGGUGGCGCUCCGCCUGUUCGGCACCAAGGCAGCCAUCUACAACUGCACCAUCGACGGCGGGCAGGACACCCUAUACGAUCACAAGGGACUCCACUACAUCAAGGAUAGCCUCAUCAUGGGCAGCGUCGACUUCAUCUUUGGAUUCGGGAGAUCACUCUACGAGGGCUGCACCAUCGUCUCCGUCACCAAGGAGGUGUCCGUGCUGACGGCGCAGCAGAGGACCAAGACCAUCGAGGGCGCCAUAGAAAGUGGCUUCUCCUUCAAGAACUGCAGCAUCAAAGGACAAGGGCAGAUCUACCUCGGCCGGGCAUGGGGGGAUUCGUCGCGGGUGGUGUACUCCUACACGGACAUGUCCAAGGAGGUGGUGCCGAUAGGGUGGGAUGGCUGGAACAUCGCCAAGCCGGAGAGCAGCGGGAUCUACUACGGCGAGUUCAAGUGCACCGGCCCCGGCUCCGACGCCAAGAAGAGGGUGGGUUGGGCGCUUGACCUCACCGCGGAUCAGGCCAAGCCCUUCAUCGGCACGCACUACAUCUAUGGCGACUCAUGGAUCCUCCCGCCACCAGACGGGAAAUCAGCGGCAUCUACCUCGACGGCGAGUAAAUCAACCGCAUCGGCGAUACCCAGGAACUCAACUGCACCGGCGACGGCAACGGAAAGUAACUCAACUGCACCGGCGACACCCAGCAACUCAACUGCACCGGUGACGGCAAGUAAUUCAACUGCACCGGCGACGGCGAGUAGUUCAAACCCACCUGCCACGAAGAGUUACUCGGGUCCACCGGCGACGCCAAGUGCUUCAAGCACACCGGCAAAGGCGAGUAGAUAAGUGCAGCGGCGGCGCGGUGAGUCACAACUUCAUCUACGGCAAUUGAAGGAUCCUCCCGCCACCAAAGUGAUUCAAAUAUUUCGGAGUAACUAUUACCAAUUUAAUUGGGCCCAAUCAAUUCUGUUUUGGAGGCCCGUUUGUUCUUUGUGUUGUGUUAAUUGGGCCGGAUUGGUCGGCCGGCCACAUAGAUGUGUAACAUUUGUAUUUUUUUCCCAAUUCAUUUUUGGUCUUCUAUCAGUGUACGCACCUUCAAAAUGGUGAAUUUUUACAGAAGUUUUUGAAGAAGA
Molecule: messenger RNA, 1810 nt
Organism: Oryza sativa Japonica Group (Japanese rice)
Lineage: Eukaryota; Viridiplantae; Streptophyta; Magnoliopsida; Poales; Poaceae
Source: RefSeq, a predicted model, not a curated record